CAAAAAGGUAUGUACUUGUGGCACAUGUGAAAGCAUUCACACUAAACAAGUUAUAAUUUUUUGGUAUAAUUACCAGUGAAUAUCUACAUGGAUUAAUGAAAUUGAAAUGGAUAGAAGAUUAAUAAUAAUAAAAUAAGGAACAAUUAUGUGAUAUGUUAAUGUAUAUCUGACCUUGACCAUAUUGCGCUUGUUAACAUAAGACUGGCGGCUUGACUAAGAGAAAUCGUUUCUGCGGGACGGUUAAUAUCUCCUAUAUUUGCGAUUACUAAACCCCACUUAAAUGUUGGACCCCAGAAAAAUAUCGUUGUAGGUCCUGCAAGAAGACGAAUAACAUAAACAAUAAUUAUAAGAAGUUUCAUUUAUGUUACCUGCAGGAUGUAAAAAUAUCGGACGAAAUUUUUCGGGCAGGUACGAUGCAAUUAAUAGUACUGCUCGUUUGUAAGCAGUUUGUUUAUUGGGCAUAGACAUAUCUUUUAGUAUAAUUAUACACACGCACACACACAAACACAAACACACACACACACAUAUAUAUAAAAUAAUAACAGAUUUAAAUGUUAUUUGAAUGUCUGAUUUGAGAAAGAAAGAUUAAGAAGUAUAUAAAGUUAACAAUCUGAAAAAGUAACGUAAACAAAUUCUCAUAAUCGAUUUAAAAAAUAGCGUCGUUGUUAUUUACAGAAAUAUCGAGUAUCGAUUUUUUUAUAAUUUUCGAUUCAUUUAAAUUUCCUCAAUACUUAUAACCUGGACUUUUUACCCUUAAAUUCAAGUAUAAAGAAUUAUAAAAUAUAUCAUUCAUAAUAUCAAUAAAAUGUGUUGUAAUAUUCAAAAAAAGACGUCGUCAUGUUGGAACGACAUGGAAGAGUUAAAAUAUCUCCUCUGCGCUAUCGAUUGUUGCAAAUGUCCACCCGCGCCACCAAAACCUUGCUGUCGUAUAAUAUUACCACCUAGAAUUCAAGAAAUUGGCUGUAUCAUUCCAUGUCAGAGACCUGUAUGCUGUCCACCACCACCAUGCUGUUUGCCUUUAUCACCAGGACCUUGCUGUCCUUGUCCUUUACCUCCUCCAUUGUGUCCAUUACCACCACCACCUCCACCACCGCCAAAACCUUGCUGUCCACCUUGUUGUCCAUUACCAUGUUAUCCCCGUAUUUGCUGAUUUUUGAAAAUACGAUUGAACAGACCAAAAAAGAAACAGACAGAGAGAAAGAACGAAAAGAGCAAAGUUAUUCGAGCUUCCUUAUCUCUACAUAGAAGCAUCUUUUAAAGAAGAUUUCCAAUAAUUAUACGCUAGAAAUAUUCGAACGGUACUUUUUGGAAUUUGCCCGAAGUAUAAAAGAAAGGUUUAAGCGCUACUUUUAGACUAAGUCUAAUAAUCGUUUUAUUUAUAUACACAUGUAUAUCUUUGUACGUAUGUACAUCGUACAUUGUUUUAUAUGCACGUUUGCAGUAAACAGUUUGCAUUAAAAGAAAACUAUAAUGAAACUGGAAGUUCAUAUUCUCGUAUUUCGAUUAA
Molecule: messenger RNA, 1507 nt
Organism: Vespula pensylvanica (western yellowjacket)
Lineage: Eukaryota; Metazoa; Arthropoda; Insecta; Hymenoptera; Vespidae
Product: small proline-rich protein 2H-like
Exons: 2
Coding region: 806-1150 (114 amino acids)
Source: RefSeq, a predicted model, not a curated record